Ramularia collo-cygni is the source of this 1545-nucleotide messenger RNA. Its product is annotated as probable permease of the major facilitator superfamily. Gene Ontology annotation, cellular component: plasma membrane. The transcript has 4 exons. Bases 1 to 1545 code for a protein of 514 amino acids. The record is from RefSeq and is a predicted model, not a curated record. NCBI's taxonomy places the organism in Eukaryota, Fungi, Ascomycota, Dothideomycetes, Mycosphaerellales, Mycosphaerellaceae. Gene Ontology annotation, molecular function: allantoate transmembrane transporter activity; dipeptide transmembrane transporter activity. Gene Ontology annotation, biological process: transmembrane transport; allantoate transport; tripeptide transport.
AUGGAGAAGAGAGGGGAAAACUUGGAUCCAGAGGUCGAUGUCGAAGAUGGAGCUUUUAAGGAAGGCCAUAUUCCUGAAAAGGUCCUUCAGCACUCCAAUGACGCCGACGAUGCCAUGAAGGCAUUUGCCGGCGGAGAGGCAAUUCACAUUGACGAAGCCACGAACAAGCGAUUGCUGAGGAUCAUCGACUGGAAUCUCAUGCCCAUCAUGUGUGUAAUCUAUGGAUUGCAAUACCUGGACAAAACGACACUCUCCUACGCCUCAGUCAUGGGUCUACGAACUGAUACCUCUUUGGAAGGAGACGACUAUCAAUGGCUCUCGAGUAUGUUCUACUUCGGUUACCUAGCGUGGGAAUACCCCACAAAUCGACUCCUCCAACGUCUCCCUCUUGGAAAGUACAGCGCUUCAURCAUCAUCCUCUGGGGUGCAAUAUUAGCAUGCUUUGCCGCCGUGAAGGAUUUUGGAGGCGCUGUCGCGGUUCGAUUCUUUCUGGGAGCUACUGAAGCAGCUGUAACUCCUGGGUUCGCCUUCAUCACCAGUCAAUGGUACACCAAAGCCGAGCAGGGCAUGCGAGUGGGAAUCUGGUUUUCAUUCAACGGUGUAGCUCAGAUUGUGGGUGGUGUUGUGGCUUAUGGGAUUGCCAAAGGUACUGAGAAUGGCACGAGUUCGCUGGCGGGAUGGCAGAUCCUUUUCCUAGCGACCGGUCUGGUUACCGCUGCUGUUGGAGUUGUGUUCCUCUUCGUCGUCCCGGACAAUCAACUCAACGCACGUUGGCUGAGUAAAGAAGACCGCAUUCUUGCUUUGGAGAGAAUCAGGGCAAACCAGCAGGGUGUUGGAAACAAGCACUUCAAGAUGUACCAGUUCCGGGAAGCUUUGACUGAUCCGAUGGCGUGGGCUUUUGCGCUCUACGCUUUGAUUGCCGACAUUCCAAAUGGUGGCAUCACCAACUUCUUCUCCCAGCUGAUCGUCUCCUUCGGUUAUACAUCCCAACAAUCACUUCUCUACGGAACUCCCGGUGGUGCCAUUGAGAUCGUCGCUAUUAUCGGUUGCGGUUAUUUUGCCCAGAGAUACGGCAACAGAAUUCUCAUCUCGAGUGCUGGAAUGAUCGUGGCUAUCCUCGGUGUUGCACUCAUUGUGGGUCUCCCACUGAGCAACAACACAGGGCGACUCAUCGGUUACUAUUUCACCCAAGCCAGCCCAACGCCAUUCGUUUGCCUGCUCAGUCUCAUCUCGAGUAAUGUAGCAGGCUACACGAAAAAGACGACUGUGGCGGCCAUGUUCCUGAUUGCAUACUGUGUUGGAAAUAUCAUCGGACCACAAGUCUUCAGACCCAAAGAUGCUCCGCGGUACAUUCCUGGUGUCAUUACGAUUCUGGUGUGUUACUGCUUGAGUCUCUGCAUCAUCGUCUUCAUCUGGUUCUGGUGCAAGAGACAGAAUGCGAAAAAGGCUGCUAUUAGGUCGCAGCCGGGGUAUCUGAAGCUGGAGAAUCAGGAAUGGCUGGACUUGACGGAUCGCGAGAACCCGGAGUUUGUAUAUGACCUUUGA